This is a messenger RNA of Clupea harengus (Atlantic herring), 734 nucleotides long. RefSeq names its product XRN2 binding domain containing 1 (gene xtbd1). The record is from RefSeq and is a predicted model, not a curated record. Lineage: Eukaryota; Metazoa; Chordata; Actinopteri; Clupeiformes; Clupeidae.
UGGCACUGUCUGUAAAUGCAGUGUGUAAAAUUAACGCACGCAUGCGCAUCAAAUUCCUUGCGACGGAAACGUGUGUUCACUGUUCAAAACACAAAUUAGAGUUGCAGGCAUGGCUUCAGUGGAUGUUGAGGACUUUAUUGAACAAAAUAGGCAAUUGGCUGACCAGGUAGAAACAUUUCGUUCAAUAUCAGAGAGCGAGAAGCAUUGGAAAUCAAGAAGAGAGUUUAUCUUUAGGAAUAUAAACGACUAUGAGGAUCCUCAUUUAGAUCACCUUCUCGCCUUGUCCAUGGUUUGGGCAAACAAUGUAUUCCUGGGCUGUCGGUACAGUCCGGAUCUCCUUGAUAAAGUUCGAGGAAUGGCAGAGGGAAUUGUUGUCGAGGAUGCUCCUGUGUUCAAGACCAGAGACGAGAUAAUGCAGCAGCAGCGGAAAUGAACAAAUGGCUGGAACUGGAGUCACUUCGCAGGCAACAGGAAUAAUCGGCACAGAAAUCCAGUGUGCUGAACAAUCCAGUGUGCUGCUUGCAUUGGAUUGAUCAAUGAUUUUGUGUCUUAGCCUUAUACUUAAGUUUUAUGAAGUUUUAGAACUCUACAGUGGAACUUUUUUUGUUGUUGUUGUAAACUAUUUUAUACUUAUAUGUUCUCUAUAAAAUAAACUUUAGCAAAUAGGCUUACAACUGAUGGACCAGACACUUAAAUGUAUUUCACCACACAGAAUAAUAAAUGCGUUCAUUCAA